UGUAGUAAGGACUGCAGCUGGCAAGCCCUUGGAUUCAGUUCCCUUCCUUGCUCCUGGGAAGCUUCCUUAGAAGCAGCCUGGCGGGAGCUGCUGUGCACUGCCACUUUAAGGCAUGCAUGCACUUCCAGGCUCAGGUCCUGCCACUGCUGCAGCACAGGGCGAGAUCUUCUGCUUCGGGGCUCUGGACUGCUCACUGCUCUCUGCUCUGUAACACUUGGCUGCUUCACAGGCGCCCGGCCAGGGGCUCAAGGCUUCCUCCUAGCGUGGCAGAGUCCCACCUGGUGCUGGGGCAGCUGCCACCAUGGAAGCAGCACCGGGCGUUGCUGCAGCAGCAGCAAAGCCUGCAAAGUCCAGCAAGAAGUCUCGGAUGGUGAAGCGGCACACCAACAUCUACACCUACCAGGAGCCGCCCCACAGCAACUCAGAUGAGGAUAUCAGUGAAGAGAAGGCUAACAGCCACGACCCAGAGCAAGUCUUCCAGAACAUCCAGUACCAGAAGGAGGUCAUGUCCAACAUCCGCUGCAGGCCGUGGCCAAUGAGGCAGAAGCUGCGGGCGCUCAGACAGGCAAAGGAGAUUGUGCUGAAGUACGAAGGGAGGCUCACUAGAACCAGAGGUUACCAGGCUGCUGGUGCGGAGCUUUGGAGGAAGUUUCUUCGACUGGCAUAUAAUUUUGUGGUGCUCUUUAUUCCUUGGGAAAUGCGAAUUAAAAAAAUUGAGAGUCAUUUUGGGUCUGGAGUUGCCUCUUACUUCAUCUUCCUUAGAUGGCUGUUUGGAAUCAAUAUUGUACUUACCAUAAUGACAGGAGCAUUUGUAGUCUUACCAGAGGGCUACCUCCAGUACUCCGUUUUGUUUUAUGGCUACUAUGGCAGAGAAAGGAAGAUUGGGAAAGCAGGAUACCGGCUGCCUCUCGCCUACUUCCUGGUUGGCAUGGCAGUGUUUGCUUACAGCUUCAUCAUCCUCUUAAAAAAAAUGGCGAAGAACUCAAGAAUGAGUUUAGCAAGUGCUUCCGAUGAAAACUACACUUUCUGUUGGAGGCUGUUCUGUGCCUGGGAUUAUUUAAUAGGAAACCCUGAGGCUGCAGAGAGCAAAGCGGCUGCCAUAGUUAACAGCAUUCGGGAAGCUAUAUUGGAAGAGCAGGAAAAGAAGAAAAGCAAAAACCUGGCAGUGACAAUCAGCUUAAGGAUUAUUGCAAACAUCCUCGUGCUUCUCUCGCUCACUGGAAGUAUUUACAUCAUUUACUUUGUCGUGGAUCGAUCCCAAAAGUUAGAGAGCAAGAAGAGGGAACUGACCCUUUGGGAAAAAAAUGAGGUAAGCGUAGUUGUGUCACUGAUUACCAUGAUUGCACCCUCUGCUUUUGAACUCGUGGCAGCUCUAGAGAUGUACCAUCCAAGGACCACUCUUCGCUUUCAGCUUGCAAGAGUUCUUGUUCUCUAUCUGGGAAAUCUCUACAGUUUGAUCAUUGCUCUCCUGGAUAAAGUGAACAGUAUGAGUGACAGUGUUAACAGCAAUUCAAGUAAUUCUAUCCCCUCUUUUGCAACUGGAACUCCUCCUAAAGAAGGCAAUUUAUCUGCAACUAUUUCUGAUGCACAAAUGAACAGCAACAAAUCUCACGCUCAAAGCUUGCCAACCUCUGAUUCGCUGGUUAACAACACAGCUUCCUCUAGCUCUGCCCAGAAUCAGUGCUGGGAGACCUACGUUGGUCAAGAGAUGCUAAAGCUGUCAAUCAUCGACAUGAUAUUCACAGUUGCGAGCAUCCUGCUAAUUGAUUUUUUCCGUGGACUGUGUGUCCGAUAUUUAAGUGAUUGCUGGUGCUGGGACCUAGAAAGCAAGUUUCCAGAAUAUGGUGAAUUCAAAAUUGCAGAGAAUGUACUGCAUUUGGUCUACAAUCAAGGAAUGAUCUGGAUGGGAGCCUUCUUUUCACCUUGUUUACCGGCAUUCAAUGUCCUCAAGUUGAUUGGACUCAUGUACCUGAGGAGCUGGGCUGUAUUAACGUGCAAUGUACCACAUCAGCAGGUUUUCAGAGCCUCUCGAUCCAAUAAUUUCUACUUGGCCAUGUUGCUGUUCAUGUUGUUUUUGUGCAUGUUACCAACAAUUUUUGCUAUUGCCCGAUACAAGCCAUCGUUAACCUGUGGUCCUUUCAGUGGACAAGACAAAAUAUAUGAUAUUGUUUCUGAAACAAUUAAAAAUGAUUUUCCUGUAUGGUUCAACUCAGUGGUUACUUACAUCAGCAGUCCUGUGGUGGUCCUCCCUGCGCUCUUACUUCUAUUCAUGCUGAUCUAUUACCUACAAAGUAUUGCAAGAUCAUUGAAAUUCACCAACAAUCAGCUGAGAAUGAAGAUACAAGCAGAAAGAACUGAAGAUAAGAAAAAGGUGGUGCAAAUGGCAGUAGCCAGAUUCCAGAAUCUGGAUGGGAGUGACAAAAGACCAGACCAAGACGGUGGUCUUAUUAGCCAGGAGUCUUCUGUUCGGGCCUCAACCCCACGGAAGAAUGGCAGUGUCUUGAACUUUGAAUCUCCUGUGAGCAAAGGCACCAGAAUACAAACCAUCUCCCAGACUGUGCCCCACACCGUGCCCUCGACUGAUGCAGCAAGACCUGUGAAUGCAACUCCCACAACUUCAGCUUCUUUAACGCCCUCAGUAUCAAGUGUACAGAAAGCAAGAAACGACCAUACCACUAGCAGGUACCCAAGUGUUGUGCAUGGGAGUGCAAGUGAGCUCUGUAAAACAAAGGCCUAUACACCAGUGGCUUUCAAAAAACGUACUGAGGAUGUUCACUCUGAGCCUCUCUUUAGGAAAAGCAUUCGGCAGGUAAAUCCAGAUGCUUUUGGAGCGGGGGCUCCUGUUUUUGUGGGACGCAGACCACAUGCUACCAGAUACUAUGUUGUUAAUGAAAGUGAACCCCGUAAAAAAUCAGCCCGUUCUACCUCCCGACUCCAAAGGCAAUUCCGAAUAGAAGAGCCAGAAGAUAUUGUUGAGUUGUAUCCGCACAAUAUCAGAAGAUACGUGGUUCAAACACCACAACGCAUGUAUUCUCCUCAUCCCAGUGAAGAUGAGGAGGAUGAAGAGGAAUUUGGGAGACGCUACGUGAAAAGAUCCCAUCGCCCUCGGUCACUGUCUGACCUUCGCCCAGCACCGCGAUUUUAUAUUGGGGAGCGUGCUGAUGGCCAUGUUCUUACGAGCAAAGACCUAGCUAAAGUGCAUUACAAAUCCUGGGAUGAUGGUUUUGAGCUAGACCUGGACAGACCUCCGUAUGCCUACAAAAAAGUGCACCUGAAAAAUGUUGAUCAGCACUAUCUUGAGCCACAUGUGAAACCUAAAAUGAAGCAUAUACUGGAGCAGUCUCUAACAGAAUCUGAUUCCGUUUCCAUUGAAUCGAGCAGUGAUCCGCAGAACAGCAGCAAUGACCAAUACAUCCAGGUCAUUCAUAGCAAGGAAAAGUACCUGAAACCUGGGACAAAACUCACCAAAAAGAAAUCAAAAAACAAUACUGAACUAAACAUGUCUGAGCCUAAUGAACUGGUAUGCUCAAAUGUCUGAGAAAGUGCCCCAACUUUUUGUGUUUAGAACAGGUUUGUGCAGUCAUUGUACUUGCUGUUUGAGGUCUAUUAGAAUAACUACCAGUCAGCCAUUCAAGGUGGGAAAAGCAUAGUUAGUCCUGUGUUUUACUGUUAACUGUACCUCGCUUCGACAUCAUUCGCCUUUAUUACAUGUUAUGCUGUUUUAAAAAAAAAAAAAAAAAAAAAAACAACUAUUGGAAAAUCAAAAGCAGUGUACUUGGAGCACUUGAAUUAAACCUGUAUAGAAGUACAUCAGACAAGGUUCUCUGAUGUGAUUGCAGAAACAUGCUCCCACUGAAUCCAUGCAGCAGGUAACCACCAUCCUACAAGCGCAGAACUGCUCCCUGAAGUACGGAAUCAAAGAAUUGAGUUGGAAGGGACCCUUCAAGGCCAUCUGGUCCCACUGCCCUGCACUGAACAGGAACACCUACAGCUGAUCAGCCCCUUUAGGUUCUGACAGACUGCUCUAAGGUCUUCCCACAACCCGGGCUGCACAGCCCCAGCUCUCAGUCUGUCCUUUUAGAGGUGUUCCAUGCCUUGGGUCAUUUUUGUGGCUCUCCUCUUGAUGUGCUCUGGCAGGUUCACGUCUCUCCUCUACUAAGAACUCCAGAUCUGAACACGGUACUCCAGGUGAGAUCUCACACUGCAGAACGGAGGGGCAAAUCCUCUCCCUCGCCAAGCUGACAGCGGUGCUUUGGAUGCAGCCCAGGACACGCUUGGCUUUCCGGACUGCGCGGGCACGUCGCUGGCUCACGCCCAGCUGCCAUCCAGAAGCACCGCCAAGCCUUUUUCGGCAGAGCCGUGUUCCGAUCCUUUCUAUCCCAGGUCUCCUACUCGUUGCCUAUGGAGGCUGGAAGUCCAUGCAGUUAACCCUCCGCCGCGCCAC
Molecule: messenger RNA, 4444 nt
Organism: Lagopus leucura (white-tailed ptarmigan)
Lineage: Eukaryota; Metazoa; Chordata; Aves; Galliformes; Phasianidae
Gene: TMC3
Product: transmembrane channel like 3
Exons: 22
Coding region: 302-3538 (1078 amino acids)
Cellular component (GO): plasma membrane
Molecular function (GO): mechanosensitive monoatomic ion channel activity
Source: RefSeq, a predicted model, not a curated record